AUGGCUACUUCCAAAUCAAAGUAUAGUUUGAACGAAGAAAAUGUACUGAAAUUAAUUACUUUGUAUCGCCAUCAUGAAGUACUAUGGAACGUAAAACUGAGCCAAUAUAAGAACAAAGAUGCACGGAACCAGGCAUAUAAAACGAUUUCUGAAGAAAUGAAUGAACCUAAUUUUGGACCAUCUGAUGUUCCAAUAAAAAUAAAAAAUUUACGUACGGGCUACCACCAAGAAAAAAGAAAAGUAGAGGAUUCAAAAAAGUCUGCAUCAGGUGCCAACGAUGUGUAUAAACCAAAAGUAUUUUGGUUUGAAGCACUUGAUAUAUUUUUGCAUCCGGUUGUCGAAUCAAGGAAAACUCAUUCUAAUUUGGUAAUUUUUUAA
Molecule: messenger RNA, 378 nt
Organism: Macrosiphum euphorbiae (potato aphid)
Lineage: Eukaryota; Metazoa; Arthropoda; Insecta; Hemiptera; Aphididae
Source: the annotation of a GenBank genome assembly